Molecule: messenger RNA, 774 nt
Organism: Cydia strobilella
Lineage: Eukaryota; Metazoa; Arthropoda; Insecta; Lepidoptera; Tortricidae
Exons: 3
Coding region: 1-774 (257 amino acids)
Source: RefSeq, a predicted model, not a curated record
AUGGAAUCAAGAGUGUUUGUUCUGGUGCUACUGGCUAUGCAGAUUGUGAUAUCUAGGCAGAGUCCAGAUUCAGAAGGAAAGGCAGUAAAAGUUCGGAAAUCGACCUCUGAUAUUUCCAAACAUUAUCCGCCUGGCUCUGAAAGCAAAAGAUGGGAAUCCCUGCCGGGACAUCGAGAAAUACUACGAAGAAAGGUACUUAUUACGAUUAACGGAAAACCAGCGUUCAUGACCAGUUCUGCAUUAUCAGUGCUUGUUUAUUGUUUUAUUCAGCCAUCUGGACACUUAACACCACUUAGACCGGAUGACAUGGACACAGACGGAGUAGUCUCAGUUGCAGUCGGACCCCCGCCUGUAAGACCUAAAUUUGACAGAAGCAAAGCAAUACGAAGCAAAAACAUAGUUAAUAAUAAUACCCUCACUACAAGAGCACCAAGUAAUAAUGCUGUCAACUUUGUAAAGGAUAUCCUCACACAGCUGGGACGAGAGUUCCUGACACAUCAAGUGAACGAAGACUUCGUAUUUGGACAAUACAUUGGCAUUUCAAUGAAAAAUUUAACAAGUGAUUUAAAAGUAAAAAUGCAACAUGACAUUUUAGAUAUAAUAGUUAAGUAUCAGAGACUCAACAGCGGUGAGAUAACUAAAGAAGAUAUCAAGUCAAAAGAAGAGGAUAAGAAUAAAGGUCCGAAAUAUGAUCAAACGGAGAAAAAAACGACAAACCAUGAAACAGAAGAACCUUGGCCGGAUUUUUCGAACUUAGCAAAAAUAGUUGGUUAG